GACGAGGGGAGGACGAGAGGAGGCGAGGGGAGGACGGGAGGAGACCGAAAUGACAGCGACGUAUGGACACAUGGAGCGGACGGCCUUGGGACAGACGUUCAUCCCCAGAGUGGAGCCGGACGGUCCGGGGCCCGCUCUGAGCCUGGUGCUGCUGGGCAGGAGGAAGUCGGGGAAGAGCUCAGCCGGGAACGCCAUCCUGGACCGGGAGGAGUUCCGGUCGGACGCAAAGACCACCCGGUGCUGCGUGGGCCGCGGCCGGGCCUCGGGGAGGGACGUCACCGUGGUGGACACCCCCGGGUGGAGCCUGUUCGGUCUGGCCCACUCCAGAGAGGUCCGGGCGGAGGUGAGACGGAGCCCCGCGCUGUGCCCCGAGGGGAGCAGGGUGUCCUUCCUGCUGGCCGUCCCCGUCGGGCCCUUCGGGGAGAAGGAGCGCCGGGCCGUGGAGGAGAACCUCGGCGUCUUGGGGAGCGGCGUGUGGAGGAGCACCGUGGUGCUGUUCACCUUCGGGGAGGAGCUGAGGGGACGGAGGGUGGAGGAGCACGUGGAGGAGGGCGGGCGGCCUCUGCAGUGGCUGCUGGAGCGAUGCCAGCGCAGAUACCGAGUGUUGGACCCCACCACGGGACACGGGGGGGUGGAGCAGCUGCUGGAGAUGGUGGAGCAGCUGUGGGGCCUUUAAACCACUAUUAACAUGACUGUGGAAUAACACUAAUGUAAUAAUAGGGAAGUGGUUAAAGACAAAUUAAAAGGAAGAUAAAUCUGAGGCGGCUUAGAGAAAUGCAGCCGAGAGGCUUCGGGAUGAAACGUCUUUACUGUUCAGUUCAAGUCGUCAACUUGAAGCCCAAAAUCACACAUUAAGGCUGGAGGACGUUAAGUUUAGAUCAUGUGCUUGUUUCUACAGAUGGAUCCGCUUUGAAUGAGGUCAAAUGUAAAAUAUUAGGUUAAAAAUGUCAUGGAAAAAAUAUGUUAUUUCAGAAGAAAUGUCUGUGUUGAAAUAAAAGUUGUUUUUGAUUUGAAAAAACUACAACUACACAAAAAUAACAAACCAUUAGGUCAAAAAAG
Molecule: messenger RNA, 1059 nt
Organism: Pungitius pungitius (ninespine stickleback)
Lineage: Eukaryota; Metazoa; Chordata; Actinopteri; Perciformes; Gasterosteidae
Product: GTPase IMAP family member 4
Exons: 2
Coding region: 50-676 (208 amino acids)
Molecular function (GO): GTP binding
Source: RefSeq, a predicted model, not a curated record